This is a messenger RNA of Lycium barbarum (goji berry), 1893 nucleotides long. RefSeq lists its product as uncharacterized. NCBI's taxonomy places the organism in Eukaryota, Viridiplantae, Streptophyta, Magnoliopsida, Solanales, Solanaceae. The record is from RefSeq and is a predicted model, not a curated record. Gene Ontology annotation, molecular function: zinc ion binding. The transcript has 4 exons. Bases 1 to 1893 code for a protein of 630 amino acids.
AUGAUCGAAGGUGAUUCUAUGCCGCUUGAAAUACACAAUGACAUGAGUGUCAGGGUGUAUGUUGAACUGAAGAAAGAUAGUAGGCAGUUUGGGAGUUAUCCUUUGUGUAUUACCACAACUGAUAAGUUGAUUGAAUACAAUGUGUCUAGUGAAAGUGUAGUUGAAGGUGAUUUAACGCAAUUAGAAUACAAUCGUCAAUUACAAGUUAUGAAUACAGAUGAUGUGACAGAAGUGACAACGUCAACUUCUGGUCAGCAAAUAGUUGUGUCUAAUGAUUUGAUCAUUUCAAAUCAUAAUCACAAGGAGAUCAUGGUAAAUCAGGUAUACAAUGACAAGGAUACUUUGAAGGCUGUGAUGAAAAAAUAUGCAAUUGACAAUAGGUUUCAGUUCCGUACAGAGAGAUCAAAUUCUAUAAGCUACACCAUUGUAUGUAUAUCAGAACAAUGUGAGUGGAAAAUGAAAGCUUCAAGCAUUAACAAAUCUGCAAUGUUCAAAGUUAGAGAGUUUGUGGACAAACAUACAUGUCCAUUGAAUGAUAAGGUGUGUUCUUGUAUUCAAGCAAGUAGUGGUUUUAUAGCAGGCAUUAUUAAACCAAAGUUAACAAAUCACAAGAGGAAGUAUACGCCAAAGGAUAUAGUAGAUGAUGAGAAAAAUGAAAUUGGUGUGGAUGUGAAUUACAUGAAGGCUUAUCGUGCUAAAGAAAAGGCUAUGAUCGAGUUGAGGGGACAGCCAGCAGAUUCUUACAAGAAGUUACCUGGAUAUGUAUACAUCUUGGAUAAAACGUAUCCAGGUUCUCAUAUAAGAAUGCAAAAAUCGCCUGAAAAUGAGUUCUUAUAUCUGUUUGUAGCAUUGUAUGCCUUUAUAAAAGGGUUCGACUAUUGUCGACCAAUAGUGGUUGUAGACGGGAGCCACCUAAAACAAGAAUACAAUGGCACCUUUGUUUCAGCGAGCACUUUGGAUGGUGCAGGUAAUAUACUUCCUCUGGCAUAUGGCGUGAUCGAUUCUGAGAACGAUAAGUCUUGGGCAUGGUUCUUUCAACGGUUCAAGGAAGCAUAUGGGGUAAGGGAUAACAUGUGUAUUGUAUCUGAUAGACAUGAAAGCAUCAUCAAGGUUGUUGCUAGAAUUUAUCCUACUAUUCCGCAUUUAGCAUGCAUAUGGCAUCUUUGGAAAAAUGUAUAUAAUAACUAUAGGAAGAGUCAUGAAGUGUUGAGUGGUGUAUACUAUAAAAUGGCAAAAGCAUACACACAGAAUGACUUUGAUAUGCUAAUGGGAAAAGUUGAGAAAGAGGAUAUUCGGGUGAAGGAGUACUUAGAUUCAGUGGGAAGGGCAAAGUGGGCUAGGCUUUAUUGUCCAGUUAACCGAGCAUGGACAUUAACAUCAAAUAUUGCUGAGUCCAUUAAUGCAGCACUCGUAUCUGCUAGAGAAUUACCAAUAUAUGAUUUUCUGGAGGAAGUAAUUCCAUCAACAGAAUACUUACACACCGUGAUUGAUGAAGGGAGGAGUUUCAUUGUGUGUAUUGAAAAGGAAACUUGUAGUUGCAAAAUGUUCCAAGUCGAUGAGAUUCCCUGCCCCCAUGCUUGGGCUGUUCUUAAGAUGAAAAAUCUCACUGUCGACAGCUACUGCUCAAACUUGUACAAACCAGAAAAUGUGAUGAAGACUUAUGAUGUCCCAAUUUAUCCGUUACCGGAUCAGAGUGAGUGGAAUGUGCCUGUAUACAUUUCAGAAGAAGUAGUGUUGCCACCGAGGUACAAGAGACCGCCUGGAAGGCCAAAAAAGAAGUGUGAUAAGUCUUUAUCUGAAUGGUUUUCAAAUACACGUACAAACUCGUGCAGUAGAUCUGGACAUGCAGGACACAAUAGGCGCUCUUGCAGGAAUGAGCCUAAAAGAAAGUAG